This is a messenger RNA of Pecten maximus, 3306 nucleotides long. RefSeq names its product proteasome assembly chaperone 2-like. NCBI's taxonomy places the organism in Eukaryota, Metazoa, Mollusca, Bivalvia, Pectinida, Pectinidae. The record is from RefSeq and is a predicted model, not a curated record. Gene Ontology annotation, cellular component: nucleus; cytosol. The transcript is spliced from 7 exons. Gene Ontology annotation, biological process: proteasome assembly. Bases 135 to 983 code for a protein of 282 amino acids.
UCGUGUUAAGUACUAUUUUCAAUGGCGGCCUCCAUGUGUCGAUGCAUGACAAUGCGUUUGUUUACAUGACGUGUUUAAUACUUUCAAGUGCCUACUGCUUAUAUUGAUUUUUAAUUAAAUAGUACUGCAUUAACAUGUUUAUACAAUCGGAUCCCAAAAGGAAAUUACGGGAAUGGCAAGACUACACGCUGAUUGUGCCAGCAGUGUCCGUGGGUAACGUUGGACAGUUAGCAGUAGACCUGCUAAUUUCUACACUGUGGAUGGAAAGGGUAGGCCAUAUCCACCAUGAAAGCAUUCUCCCUCUGGUUGGAAAUGACCCAUUCGCCCACGAAGACUUCCUUGACUGUAAACUUGUAACAAGCUGUGAUGUAUAUGAGAGUAUUGAACACAAGGUGGUGGUUAUACAACAGAGGGCUCCAUUUGUCAGGGGGAAAAUGGGCAUGUUUAGACAAUGGUUAAAGGAAUGGAUAAUUAGCAAGUCGUUCACAAAGCUAGUUAUUCUAACUAGUAGUCGCAGUGAGGAACGCCUGGAUGUACAACUUCAGGGUGACCAACUUCGUUACCUUGCCUCAAAGUCCAUGGAUGAGUCCACGAUUGGCCAGAGGUUUCAGAGUCCUCCACUGAAUUGGUUGGAUCUAGAACGCAGACACACCUUUCCAGCUCCCACCCCAGACGAACUUCAAAAAGGACUGAAACAAGCAGAUUAUAUUUACAUACCGGGAGGGGGCAUAGCCAAGUCCUUAAUGGAGGAAUGUGGGAAGGAUAUGCCAGUAUUGGUUUUACUAUUGUUCUGCUCAGAAGGAGACAAUGCCCAGGACGCUAUCUUCCUGGUUACCCGUCUGAACCAGUGGCUCGACCUGGUGGACAUGAAGCCAAAGAAAACUGAGAAAGGGGACAUAAUUAAACCGUUGCCAGGAUGGAAGAGUCCUUCAUCAUGGCGACACUUAUUUGGUGCUAGAGUGGAUCAGACUCUGUAUCAUUAACACAGCUGAAUUAGAGAUUCUGUUUGCUGUAUUGUCACCAUAUAAAUCAAAAGGAGUUGGAUGCUAAAGGACAUUUACAUUAUUCUGUUUCAAAACGAGGAUUUGAAUUUACAAAGAACGAAAAUAUUGUAACUUUGGCUAUAUGGCGAAACUUAAUAAGAUUUUUUUGUUAUUGGGAGAUAUGCGAGAUAAAUGUAUUUGAAUUUCAGACCAACUUUACUCAUGACCAGAUGUUAUAAUAUGAGUUUAUAAAAUGUGUGAAAACUGAUGAAGUGAAAGAUUCCCUUCCUUUGAAUAUAACCUUGAUCUAAUAUGUUCCUUGAAGAGCCCAGCUAUGUAUACUAGAGAAGAACCUUGUUACAUUUUCCUGUGGCCUUCAAUAUCCAGAAUAUGAUAAUGUUCAUACCAUGGUAGUGUCCCAGGCUUGGUUAUAACUGGAACAAAGACAUCAAGCCCCAGUAAUCAAUCAGUCAAUGACCUUAUGGUCCAUAUGUGUGUUAUACAUUUGUAACCCGAUAUCUAAAGUUGACAAUUGUUUUAUUUUAUGACUAAAUAAGAAAUAACAGUGAAUAUGUGUUGUGUGAUAUGGGAGUUUUAAAAAUAACAAGUGGUUUUUCCCAGUUUCUAUUAUAGGGUACUAGGCUACUGAAUUGAAAAGUAAUGUUAAGCGCACAUUAUUACACUUUGAAUUGCCGUUUUGUCAGUACCUGAAGGGCAGGUCUCAACCAAUCAGAAAACAGCAAAAAUCUGACAUGUAACAGAAGUAAAAUGCAUCCCGUACAUCAAACCCCUGUGUUUAAAGUGUUUAAAUAACAAAUAUAAAAUAUUGUUUGACUCUCUUAAAAAUUUCUCUACUCGGUAAUACUGUAAGCAUUGUGUUUUAUUUAUAUGUACAUUUUAUAUUGUACAUGUAAAGGGUAAAAGAUUUGUCAUUUGUUGAUUUCUACGAACAAUAAUACUACCAAGAUCAUUCCAUUUGAACAUGUAUACAAUGUUAGUAGACAGUGGUGAUAAAGUAAUCCACUUACUCUAGGAAUUUUUUAAUUGGUAUUGAUCAAGAAAUGAACAUUCUCCAGCAAUUUUUUUUACCCAAUUAGUGUGAAUAAUGAAGACUACGAUGAUAAUGUCUUAAGAAUCCAGACAUUGAAAAUCCUAGUCGACCAAUUGUUUAAUGAAAUCCACAAGACUAUUUUGGGUUGAUUCAACAUAAGAACAAGAUUGUAUUGUGUAUGUUUUGAAAUGUGCACAAGUGUGGUUGGUUAGGGCAAUUGAAAAAAAAAUUAAUAAGCGUUACUGAUUUGUGUUUCAAUAUGGCUAUGAUUAAUAUUUUACACGGAAUAAGAAUUGAAUUAAUUCAUGUCUUUGGUGCGAUAAUUAAAAGUCCACAAAAUUCCAAUAUAUGUAUGUGAAUACAAGCUCACUAAAAAUAAUGGACACUCUAUAACUGUGUUUAUGAUUUGUUUAUAGAAACAAGUAGUCCCAACAACAAACUGGAGAUUCAUACAAUGUUAAUAUUGGGGUACUAUUGACUGUAUAUUAAUAGACUUUUGAAGUCUUCACACUUCCUGAAUACAGUUGACUAUUAUUUCACAAUGAGCAUUAAAGACUUGGUUUUUCUAUCAUAUAAUCUCGGUGUAUUACAGGAUAUACUUCCAGUUUUGUUUAAUAUAAACUUUAUUUAUUUUACAACAAUUGCAUAUCAACUUAGCACCCGGGGAAACCCACAUGGUCGGGCAAGUGACCCCAUACCUUUUCACGUCCGAUCAGGAUAUUGAACCCCGGCCCCCGUGAAAGGCAAGUGUGUUACCACUGUGCCACCCAAUUUCGUUAGACCUACAUUGAUUUAUAAAUGGAAGUAGACUGUUAAUUUUGGUGUCUAUUUGUUUAAAAUUACUGUUGUGCAAGAACAAGAAGUAAUUUGAACCAUUAUCCUCCCCAAGUCCUGGGGGUUGUGGUGUGUGCUCAUACUGGUGAAGAGGAGAUAACUUAAGGGAAAGUAAUAUUCAGACUUCUAAGAUGGCUGAUCAUUAGUAUACAUCUCCAAUCACAAUUUAUGUAUGACUAGUGCACAUCAGUACCAGUAGUUCAAAUGUUCCUCUUCAUAAUUUUGAGACUAAAGAAGAUAUAGUUUGCCAUUUUUUAGACAGUUCGUUUGGUUUUUUAUUGUUAAGAAAGAUAAUAAUAUUUCUGAAGAAGCACUAGAGGGUACAUAGUUGUUCAAUUUUGAAGAACCAAGAUGGCCAACAGGCAGUUAUUUUGCAAUUUGCUGUUUUUCAUGAAUAACUGGAGAUAUCUUUCGCAAAUAAAUUGUGUAUGUUCCUCU